GACUCAAACCGAGUGACGGAAGUGAGCGAGGGCGUGCCUGUUUGUGGCAGGAGCGUGCAGCAAUUGGAGGAACCAAGAAGAAGGGGCGGAGGCUGUUCUUGGAUCAACGAAUAGCUUGCGUUCAGAAGCAACGGGGGGACGGGCCGUGCACGACUGACUCUAGGGCUGUGUGGGGCUCAUGGUCCCGGGGUUCUGGGGACGGCGGGCUUGGAGGGCGCAGUCCUAGGGCUGCGGCAGCAGGGCGGGGUAGAUGGCGGCGCGAUGGAGCAGCGAGAACGUGGUGGUAGAGUUUCGUGAUUCCCAGGCAACUGCGAUGUCUGUGGACUGUCUUGGGCAGCAUGCAGUGCUUUCUGGUCGCAGAUUCUUAUACAUCGUCAAUCUAGAUGCUCCUUUCGAAGGUCACCGAAAGAUCUCUCGCCAGAGCAAAUGGGACAUUGGAGCUGUGCAGUGGAAUCCUCAUGACAGCUUUGCACACUAUUUUGCAGCUUCGAGUAACCAACGGGUGGACCUUUACAAGUGGAAAGACGGCAGUGGGGAAGUUGGCACAACCUUACAAGGCCACACUCGUGUCAUCAGCGACUUGGACUGGGCAGUGUUUGAGCCAGAUCUCCUAGUUACCAGCUCUGUGGACACCUACAUCUACAUUUGGGAUAUCAAAGACACAAGGAAACCCACUGUGGCACUGUCUGCUGUUGCGGGUGCCUCCCAGGUCAAAUGGAAUAAAAAAAAUGCUAACUGCCUUGCCACCAGCCAUGACGGCGAUGUGCGGAUAUGGGAUAAGAGGAAACCCAGUACAGCAGUGGAAUAUCUAGCAGCCCACCUCUCCAAAAUCCAUGGCCUGGACUGGCACCCAGACAGCGAGCACAUUCUUGCUACCUCCAGUCAAGAUAAUUCUGUGAAGUUCUGGGAUUACCGCCAGCCUCGGAAAUACCUCAGUAUUCUCCCUUGCCAGGUGCCUGUCUGGAAGGCCAGAUACACACCUUUCAGCAAUGGAUUGGUGACCGUGAUGGUUCCCCAGCUGCGGAGGGAAAACAGCCUUCUCCUGUGGAAUGUCUUUGACUUGAACACCCCAGUCCACACCUUCGUGGGGCAUGACGAUGUGGUGCUGGAGUUCCAGUGGAGGAAGCAGAAGGAAGGGUCCAAGGACUAUCAACUGGUGACGUGGUCCCGGGAUCAGACCUUGAGAAUGUGGCGGGUGGAUUCCCAGAUGCAGAGGCUUUGUGCAAAUGACAUAUUAGAUGGUGUCGAUGAGUUCAUUGAGAGCAUUUCUCUUCUGCCGGAACCCGAGAAGACCCUGCACGCUGAAGAUAUAGAUCACCAGCACAAUGCAAGCCACGGGGAGGAAGAAGCCCUAAAGGAAGAUCCCCCUAGCAAUCUCCUGGAAGAGAGGAAAUCAGAUCAAUUGGGACUGCCUCAGACCUUGCAGCAGGAAUUCUCCCUGAUCAAUGUGCAAAUCCGGAAUGUCAAUGUGGAGAUGGAUGCAGCAGACAGGAGCUGCACAGUGUCUGUGCACUGCAGCAGCCAUCGCGUCAAGAUGCUGGUGAAGUUCCCUGCGCAGUACCCAAACAACGCUGCCCCUUCCUUCCAGUUCAUUAACCCCACAACCAUCACGUCCACCAUGAAAGCUAAGCUGCUAAAGAUCCUGAAGGACACGGCCCUGCAGAAAGUGAAGCGUGGCCAGAGCUGCCUGGAGCCCUGCCUGCGCCAGCUCGUCUCCUGCCUUGAGUCCUUUGUGAACCAGGAAGACAGUGCCUCCAGCAACCCGUUUGCACUCCCCAACUCCGUCACACCUCCCUUACCCACAUUUGCACGGGUGACCACUGCCUACGGGUCGUACCAGGACGCCAACAUUCCCUUUCCUAGGACUUCUGGGGCCAGGUUCUGUGGAGCAGGUUACCUGGUAUAUUUCACGAGGCCCAUGACGAUGCAUCGGGCAGUGUCUCCCACAGAGCCAACUCCGAGAUCUCUCUCGGCCUUGUCCGCUUAUCACACGGGCUUGAUCGCGCCCAUGAAGAUCCGCACAGAGGCCCCUGGGAACCUUCGUUUAUACAGUGGGAGCCCCACUCGCAGUGAGAAAGAGCAGGUCUCCAUCAGCUCCUUCUACUACAAGGAGCGGAAAUCAAGGCGAUGGAAAAGUAAGCGUGAGGGAUCGGACUCUGGCAAUCGACAGAUCAAGGCUGCUGGGAAAGUCAUCAUCCAGGAUGUUGCCUGCCUCCUGCCUGUUCACAAAUCACUGGGAGAACUGUACAUAUUGAAUGUGAACGAUAUCCAGGAAACAUGUCAGAAGAACGCUGCUUCUGCCUUGCUUGUUGGAAGAAAGGAUCUGGUCCAGGUUUGGUCACUGGCUACAGUAGCUACAGAUCUUUGCCUUGGUCCGAAAUCUGACCCAGAUUUGGAAACACCUUGGGCUCGACAUCCAUUCGGGCGGCAGCUGCUGGAGUCCCUGUUGGCUCAUUAUUGCCAGCUCCGGGAUGUUCAGACGCUGGCCAUGCUCUGUAGUGUGUUCGAAGCCCAGUCUCGGCCUCAGGGGAUACCAAACCCCUUUGGGCCUUUUCCCAACCGUUCUUCUAAUCUUGUGGUGUCCCAUAGUCGAUAUCCUAGCUUUACCUCUUCUGGUUCCUGCUCCAGUAUGUCAGACCCAGGGCUCAACACGGGCAGCUGGAACAUAGCAGGAAGAGAGGCAGAGCACUUGUCUUCCCCUUGGGGAGAAUCCUCACCAGAAGAGCUCCGCUUUGGGAGUCUGACCUACAGUGAUCCCCGUGAGCGAGAACGUGAUCAGCAUGAUAAAAAUAAAAGGCUCCUGGACCCUGCCAACGCCCAGCAAUUUGAUGACUUUAAAAAAUGCUAUGGGGAAAUCUUGUACCGUUGGGGUCUGAGAGAGAAGCGCGCUGAAGUGCUGAAGUUUGUCUCCUGUCCUCCUGACCCUCACAAAGGGAUUGAGUUUGGCGUGUACUGCAGCCACUGCCGGAGCGAGGUCCGUGGCACACAGUGUGCCAUCUGCAAAGGCUUCACGUUCCAGUGUGCCAUCUGCCACGUGGCUGUGCGCGGAUCGUCCAAUUUCUGCCUGACCUGCGGACACGGUGGCCACACCAGCCACAUGAUGGAGUGGUUUCGGACCCAGGAGGUGUGUCCCACUGGGUGUGGGUGCCACUGCCUGCUUGAAAGCACAUUCUGACCCUACAGACCAUGGAUGUUGUCUGAAAUCCCAGAGGACCCAUAAAUGCCAGUGACAAGCUGUCUGCCAGGGGCAAGGCUCCAGAACCAGGGUUCAUCCCCAGUGAGAUGGGAGCCCGGUUCCCCAGGAUGUGCAGCGUCAGCUCUUGGCAGGCCUCUGCCUUCUCUUCUGUUUGCUGCCUGGCGUGGAUGUCAGUGUGGGAAGAUGAGGGCGGACGUGGGCAGAAGCGCAGAGCUGUGCUUUGUGUGUCGUCUGUCGGCUCAGCUACCAAGAUGGAAGUUUUCAUGGAGAAAAGCCCCUGGUUCCAGGGCUGAUGUUCCCCUUCAAGGUGUUAGCCUUAAAACACCAAACGGCGUUCUCCUGAUGCCAAUGUGGAGACCAGAGUCAGAUGGAAAAAAGGUCUCCUGAGCCCAAGGACAGUGGGUAGGAAUUUAACCAGCAAGUGUGCCUAAGGCAUCCUGGCUUUAGAACCUGGUACAUUUACUGAGCUGAUGGACCGUGGCCUUCUAAAAUAUACUUCAGUUGUAAGUAUGCGGUAUACCGAGCGAUUCUUAAGAUAUAGUUUUUGUUUAUUGUUUCUCCUCCACCUGCUAUUCCUUGGCUAAUAAAAUUCUAGUAAUUAUUUGAAAAAAAAGAGAAAGUUAAACAACAUUUUGGUGAAUCAUUUUUUACCUACUUCUGAUUGAAGGUAGCUAUUUUGAAUAGGACCAAAGUCAGUGCUCUGAUUUUUAAAGGAAAUGCUCAUUUACUUUUGUCAUCUGACAGGAGAAAAUAGAAUUUGACAUUUAAGGUUCUUCCCGGCCCCUAGCGUCUUCUUACUUCUUCUAGCAAAAGGAGGACGAGAUUGCUGUGCAGCCUGGAUAGCAGAGUCUCCCUCGGGUGGGCGCUGUGGCUCACGCCUGUAAUCCCAGCGCUUUGGGAGGCAAAGGUGGGAGGAUCACUUGAGCUCAGGAGUUCAAGACCACCCUGGACAACGUAAAGAGACCCCAUCUCUGCCAAAAAUUAGAAAAUAGGUUAGGUGUGGUGGCUCAUGCCUAUAAUCCCUGCACUUUGGGAGGCUGAGAUGGGAGGCUCACCUGAGGUCAGGAGUUCGAGACCAGCCUGGGCAACAUAAGGAGACCCCCAUCUCUACAAAAAAUUUAAAAAACAGGCUGGGCGUGGUUGUGGACACCUGUAAUCCCAGGUGCUUUGGAGGAUGAAGCAGGAGAAUGAGAUGUUUUUCAUGUUUUAGUUUAUUAUUGGAGAAACAUUGGCUCUCACAGCCGAAAAAAUUUAAUAAUGGGUGUUAAGAAAUUUCAAGUUUAAAAUAUUACAUAAUGUCUUCCUUCAAGAUGGAAAUUCCUUUUGAAUUUCCAAGUUACCAAAACAAAAGUCUAACAUCUUAAAAAUAUUCACGUUUGGAAACACAUUGGUUGUCUGGCUCUAGGCUGUAUCUGAUAUCCUCUCUGCCACAGAAUAGAUGAUUACCCUCUGCCUGAGUCUUUGUUUGGUUGGUUGGUUUUAAAUGCAAUACAAGGCCAAGUGAGGUGGCUCACACCUGUAAUCCCAGCGCUUUGGGAGGCCAAGGCAGGUGGAUCACCUGAGGUCAGAAGUUCGAGACCAGCCUGGCCAACAUAGCGAAACACUGUCUUUACUAAAAAUACAAAAAGUUUCCCGGCUUGGUGGUGGAUGCCUGUAAUCCCAGCUACUCGGGAGGCUGAGGCAGGAGAAUUGCUUAAACCUGGAGGUAGAGGUUGCAGUGAGCCGAGUCAUGCCACUGCAUUCCAGCCUGGGCGACAAAUCAACUUAGUCUCAAAAAAUAUAUAUGAAUAAAAGCAAUACAAGCUAUGUUUCUUAGUGGAGCAUGUGCUGGGGCUGAUUGACAAGGCUGGGGAGGAGGAUGGGAGCCAAUGCAGGAGCUUAGAGGCCUGUACGCUGCCCCAAGGUGGUUAGGCUUUUCUGUAAACCUGGGUUCUCAGUCUUCCUGUGCUCUAAUCCGCCUCCUUCCUCACACUCACCUCCAGGCCUCUUAAGAUCCACCUGUGCUUGCUUGAGCCCCUUUGCCAAUGGUCCCCUGGAGCCCCGCCAGCCACCGGCCUGUCUGGGGCAGCACUGGGAUGUGGUCCCCAUUAUUGCCGCGAGCCCCCUUCCUUCAUUGCAUGGGAAGAGCAUCCCCACAGGGCACACCCGUGUCCAGAGUGUGUGGGGAUCUCCCCGAGUGCAGCAGGCAGUCCUCCAGCAAACACUGACUCAUUCAACGCAAUCCUCAUGCCCUCUACCUGGAGAUGGUGUCAGAUCCCCCAGGUGGAGGGCUUAGUCCCACAAGGCUGCCCCCACUUCAGACACCAGUCUCAAGUCCCAGGUUGUGACCUGUGCUUCUGACCUACCGGCUAUAAAUUGGGGGUUCCAAUGAUACCUGUCUCAGGUUUCACUAGGAGAUGCGCAGAAUUCAGGGAAAUACUUUACUUGCAUCUAUCUAUCUACCUACCUACCUACCUACCUAUCUCUCUCUAUCUAUCUAUCUACCUACCUACCUCUCUAUCUAUCUAUCUAUCUAAAUGGGGUUUCACUGUUUGCCCCGGCUGGUCUUGAACUCGUGGGCUCUAGCAUUCCUCCUGACUCAGCCUCCCAAAGUACUGGGAUUACAGGCAUGAACCACUGCACCUCGCUACUCAUGUUUUAUGAAGGGGCUUACAAAGGAUACAGGUGGGUAGCCAGACUGAAGAGAUAUAUUGGACAGUCACAUGGUUGGUUCCCCUGGCAUCCAGCUCCCAUCCUGAGGCUAUCCAGGAGCCCACCAAGAGCCCACUCACUAGAACAAAAGCUGUUUCGCUCACCUACAAAAUCCCAAGGGAUUUAGGAGCUUUAUGUCCGACGCUCCUGUCACUCAGGAGAUCACAAAGGUCGUAGGAGCUCUGUGUUAGGAACCAGAUCAAAGACUAAAUCUCAGAACAAAAGAUUCUCCUAGAAGCCCUAUUGCUCAGGAAAUCCACAGGGUUGAGGUACUCUAUGUCGGGAACCAGGGCAGAGACCGGAUAUACAUUUCUUUUUAAAUCACAGGAUCACACCCAGAAAAGGAAAGCAGUGUCUCAACUCACACUCAGGUCUAUCUGACCCACAUAAUUUUAAGAAAAGAUUUUUCUAUCUUGAUUGUUUUUUCUAAUUCUGGAAGCACUUUAAAUAUUGUUACUAUCUUGUCCUGUCUGCCUCGUGUCCAUGUGAUUUCCGUAAGUAGGGCUUACUUUUAUUUUCACAAAUCAGAAAAACACAGACACAAGGCAAAAAGAGGUGAAAGCCAUCUCCUUAUGAAGGAGGUCUGGGGAGUCUCAGCACUGCUGCCCAGGGAGAUGAAGCAGCCAGAGUUAAGGAAACGCCUGGGAGGCUGGGCAUGGCGGCUCACGCCUGUAAUCCUAGCACUUUCGGAGGCUGAAGUGGGCAGACCCCAUCUCUAUAUUUUAAAAAAAUAUAUUCAAAAAAAGGGAAAAAAGCAUAGGAGCUUAUAUGUGAGGGCAAGUCUUUCUACCCACAGGAAGACAAGACAAAGGAAACAACAAGAAACGGGAAACAAACAGAAAACACAGACUAGAACGUGGAUUUGUAAUAACCCCAAACUGAAACUCUCUUAGAUGACCUUCUGCAGGCAAAUGGUUAAACUCUAGCGCCUCUGCCCUGUGGAAUGCUAUUCAGCCCAGAAAUGAAGCUGAGUUGUGGUCUAGGGCAUGUCUUGGCAUGUCACUGCCUCAUGCUAAGGAAAUCAAGGACAUGGACACACGUGGAGUGAGGUUAAGAGCUGAGGUUCAAUAGGCAAAAGAAAGAGAAGAGAGAAUAGCACUCUCUCCUGCAGAGAGAGGGGCACCCGAAUGGGAAUUCUGGCCUGAGGCAGAGUGCACCAGAUUUCAUAGACAGGAUUGAGGAAGCAGUGUCUGAUUUAUAUGGGGUCCAAAGAUUGGGUGGACUGGGUGUGACGUUUAGAACACCAGGAAGCUGGUUGCCCCGCCCUAAUCUUACGCAGAUGGGGUCUUUGCCUGUCCCGCGCCAUGUUGUCUUUUGCUUACUGUACGCGUGGUUUGGCUAAGAGAAGGGAAGAUGGAGCCACCAUGUUGAACAUGCCUAGUCCCAGGUAACCUUUUGCUAUUGGCACAGCUGCCGGCAUUCACCUGUGCAGGCUUCCAGCUUAUCUAUGUCUGCAGCUUGAUUUUACAGGCUGCUCUUUGUUAGAAAAGAAAAUGAUUUGGGGGCUGCUUUUUAUUAAAAGGAAAACCUUACCGAGGUCUUCACUACCCUCACUAUCUGCCUAAGUAAUUUCUUCUUAACUCCUGUAUCAUCACACACAGCAAUCUAGAUGACUCAAGUGAAUUAGGCUGAGGAAAAAAAAAACCAAUCCUAAAAAGUUACUGUCCUCAUUACUUUUUUUUUUUUUUUGAGACGGAAUUUCAUUUUUGUUACUCAGGGUGGAGCGCAAUGGCACAAUCUUGGUUCACCGCAACCUCCACCUCCCAGGUUCAAGUGAUUCUCCUGCCUCAGCCUCCUUAGUAGCUGGGGUUAGUGGCAUGUACUACCAUGCCUGGCUAAUUUUUUUAUUUUUAGUAGAGACAGGGUUUCUCCAUGUUGGCCAGGCUGGUCUUGAACUCCUGACCUUGUGAUCCACCUGCCUCGUCCUCCCAAAGUGCUGGGAUUACAGGCGUGAGCAACCCCGCCUGGCUUUUUUUUUUUUUUUUUUUUUUUUUUUUUUGAGAUGGCUCACUCUGUCACCCAGGCUGGAGUGCAGUGGCGUGAUCUCGGCUCACUGUAACUUCCGCCUCUCAGAUUCAAGCGAUUUCUCCUGCCUCAGCCUCUUGAAUAGCUGGUAUUGCAGGUGUCUGCCAUCACUCCUGGCUAAUGUUUGUAUUUUUAGUAGAAAUGGGUUUCACCGUGUUGGCCAGGCUGGUCUUGAACUCCUGACCUCAGGUGAUUCCCCCGCCUUGGCCUCCCAAAGUGCUGGAAUUAUAGGCGUGAGCCACCACAUUCGGCCCUAUGUAACAUCACUAUUGUAGAAGCUAACACUGGGGCUGGGUACAGGGUGUCCUGCCUGUAAUACCAGUGAGGCAAGAGAAUACAGCCUGGAAGUCGGGAAUCUAAGGGCUUCCUGGAACAAAAUCAAAUGGAAACACUUCAGCAAUAAUAGGACGUAGCCUCUUCAUUUACAUACGGCAUACACCAGGUGUAUGGGAAGCCUCAAGGCAGUAUUGAAACCACAGAAAAUUCUGUAACAGAGCCCUUGAGCCUCUUUCCUGGCUGCUUCCGCCCUGUGGAGAGUGCUUGUGCUUUCAUUUUCAGUACAUUGCCUCUUUUGUUGCCUCAUUCUUUCCUUGCUUUGUGCAUUUCAUCCAGUUAUUUGUUCAAAACAUGGAGACCCUGGACAACUUGCAGUCCAGACCCUCUGCUGGUAACACCAGCACUGUAGGGAGGCUGAGGCGGGUGGAUCACUGGAGCUCAGGAGUUCAAGACCAACCUGGACCAUGUAGUGAAACGCCGUCUCUAUAAAAAAUACAAAAAUUAGCCAGUCAUGGUGGCGUGUGCCUGUAGUUCCAGCUGCUCAGGAGGCUGAGGAGGGAGGAUCAGUUGAGCCCAGGAGGCGGAUGGAGGUUGCAGGGAGCCGAGUGAGACUGCACCACUGCACUUCAGCAUAGGUGACAGGGAGAUCCUGUCUCAAAAAAGCCUCAAAAAACUAAGAUUGGUUUUUUGAGAUGUUUCUUCGGGCUUUAAAAUUUUUUUUUUUCAUUUUUUGAGAUGGAGUCUCACUCUGUCACCCAGGCUGGCGUGCAGUGGUGCAAUUCGGCUCACCUCAACCUCUGCCUCCCGGGUUCAAGUGAUUCUCCUGCCUCAGCCUCCCAAGUAGCUGGGAUUACAGGCAUGUGCCACCAAGCCUGGCUAAUUUUGAAUUUUUAGUAGAGACAGGGUUUCACCAUGUUGGUAAGGCUAGUCUCGAACUCCUGAUGUUGUGAUCCACCUGUCUUGGCCUCCCAAAGUGCUGGGAUUACAGGCGUGAGCCAUCAUGCCUGGCCAACUUUUCAGGUUUUUGCAUUUCUAUUGAUGGCUCCAUUCCUACCUGCCAGCCAAUCCUGUGACCCCACCUGGAAGCCGACUCAUCGUGCACAAGGACCAUGCUCCACACCCCUAGGAUUGCACCCCCAACCAAUCAGCAGCACCCUGGACUGCCAAACUAUCCUUGAAAGACCUUAUGCUCUGAGCUUUUGGAGAGACUAAUUUGAGUAAUAAAACUCCUGUCUCCUCUUCAGCCAGCUCUGCACCAAUUAAAUUCUUUCUCUAUUGCAGUUCCCCUGUCUUGGUAAAUGGGCUCUGUCUGGGCUGCAGGCACAAUGAACCCGUUGGGUGGGUGGUCAACUGUGGGGAGGGGCAGGAGGUCGGGAGGUGUGUCUAUAAAAGGGCAACGCAAAGGACCCUUGUGGGGAUGGGACCUUUUCACAUCUUGACCAUGGUGGUGAAUGCACGCCUACACGUGUGAUAAGCUGCACAGAACUAAACACACACCCACAAUGGAGUAAGGGUGAGGGAAAAUCUGAGGAAGAUGGGUGGAUUGUCUGAAUGUCAGUAUCCCAAGUGUCAUAUUGUACUGUAGUCUUGCAAGAUGUUACCAUUGGGGGAAACUGGGCAAAGCGUACACAGGGUGUCUGGAUUAUUUCUUUUUUGAGGUGGUGUUUCGCUUUUGUUGCCCAGGCUGGAGUGCAAUAGCAUGAUCUUGGCUCACACAACCUCCACCUCCCUGCAACCUCCACCUCCCUGCAACCUCCACCUCCCUGCAACCUCCACCUCCCUGGUUCAAGUGAUUCUCCUGCCCCAGCCUCCUGAGUAGCUGGGAUUACAGAUAUAUGCCACCACGCCUGGCUAAUUUUAUAUUUUUAGCGGAGAUGGGGUUUCUCCACAUUUGUCAGGCUGGUUUUGAACUCCCGACCUCAGGUCAUUUGCCCACCUUGGCCUCCUAAAGAGUUGGGAUUACAGGCGUGAGCCACCGUGCCUGGCUGUCUAUGUUAUUUCUGAAAACCGUAUGUGAAUCUACAAUUCUCUCAAAAUAAAAAGUGUAAUUAUUUUUAAAAAGCUGGAGAAUGUGAAUCACCACACUUGGAUUUGAUAAACAACUAUGAACUUUGAAUAUCAACUCAGCUGUGCUAGACUCUCUGGACCUAACUGAAGACUCACCCAGGCUGGCGUGCAGUGGUACAAUCAGCAAUCAGAGCUUCCUACAGCCUCUGCCUCUGGGUUCAAGCCAUUCUCCUGCCUCAGCCUCCUGAGUAGCUGGAAUUACAAGCACCUGCCACCACACCUGGCUAAUUUUUGUAUUUUUAGUAGAGAUGGGGUUUCACCAUGUUGACCAGGCUGGUCUCGAGCUCCCAACCUCAAGUGAUUUGUCUCCCAACCUUAAGUGAUUGGCCUCCCAAUGGGCUGGGAUUACAGGUGUGAGCCACUGUGCCCAGCCAGUGGGACUUGUUUUUAACUACUUGCAAAGGGGCUUACAGACUCAUUGUGUCCUACCUAGGGCGGGAUUUGAUCCUUCAUUAGCACACUCACCCCCUGACACACACCCCAGCACCCCAGCUGCUCUUUCUUCUGGCAGAGCCACGUGUGGUGUGUGCUCCCUUGCCUGACAAGCCAAGAAAUUAUGAUCUUGUUGUGUGGGUCAUGGUAAAGAUUUUUGUCUUUCCUUUGAGUAAAGAGAGUGACAAUAGUGAGGGAAACUUUUUUUGAUAAGGAGUAGCAAUGGAGAGAAGGGGGAAGAAGGGAUGUCUGAUGUUAAAUAAUAAGCAUAUCUAGUGUCCUAGUCCGUCUUCACAUUGUUGUAAAGAACUGCCUGAGACUGGGUGAUUCAUCAAUUGACUCACAGUUCGGCAUGGCUGAGGCCUCAGGAAACUUACAAUCAUGGUGGAAGGAGAAGCAGGCACAUCUUACAUGGUGGCAGGUGAGUGUGUGUAAGAGGAACUGUCAAACAUUUAUAAAACCAUGAGAUCUCAUGACAACUCCCUGUCACGAGAAACUGCCCCCAUGAUCCAUCCACCUCUACCAGGUUCCACCCUCAACAUGUGGGGAUGUGGACAUUAUGAUUGAAGAUGAGAUUUGGGUGGGGACACAGAGCCAAACCAUAUCAACUAGUUUGUGUUCUGUUUUGAGUUCUCUUUCUGUAUGUCCCUUAUGGUAGUGGUAAUUAUUUUCCAGUUAUACUUGUGGUUGAAAAGCAAUACAAACUUUCAGGAAUAGAGGACAACCAUCAUGUUUGCCAUCACUUUGGAAAUACACAACUAAUCUCAGGAGACUAGUUAUUUCCUCCCAAGCCAGGUAUCAGAAAAUCCCACAGCAGCCACCAGGGAGAAUGCCAGUUAGCAUAUGGGAACGCCCAUGGAUAAGCUGUCUUCACAGUGGGCUAACUGGAAAAUGCAAGGAAACCACAGACACGGCCAGGUAUGGUGUCUCACACCUGUAAUCCCAGCACUUUGGGAGGCUGAGGCAGGCAGAUCACCUGAGGUCAGAAGUUUGAGACCACCCUGGCCAACAUGUUGAAACCCUGUCUCUACUAAAAAUACAAAAAAUUAAGCCAAGCAUGGUGGUGUGUCCCUGUAAUCCCGGCUACUCAGGAGGCUGAGGCAGGAGAAUCACUUGAACCGGGGAGGUAGAGGUUCUGGUGAGCCAAGAUCGAGCCACUGCACCCCAGCCUGGGCAACAGAGAAGGACUCCAUCUCAAAAAAAAGAAAAGAAAAGAAAAGCACAGACAUGAGGAUCCAGCUCUUCUUCUGUCAUAAAUAUUUUUCUCUUACAGCAACAUAAAUCACAACACGAUCUCUAAUUAUCGCCUUUAUUUUGCUACAUAAAAGAUACAAUAUAAAGGAUGAGAAAACAAUGAAAUAGAAGUGGCAGCCCUUUUCUCACUGAAUUCAGCUCUUUGCUGUCAUGGCCCUGAACUGCCAUUCAGGAGGGCAUUUUUUCUCUCCUUUGGGUGCUUCUGGAUUGAAAAUUCUUUCAGCAUUAACUGGCCCACUAUUUACACUGGUUGCUUGUGCAGUAUGAAUAGAGGAUAUACUCUUUCUUGUUUUUCCCACAAAAGGCUUUGAAAGAGUUGGAAAUCCCCUAAGAGAUGGCUGCAAGAGCUCAGCGUGUAAUUCUUAGAGCUGAGGGUGUAAUUUUUAGAACAUUGGUCUCUUCCUGAACAUUUACGACUUUAAAGCUGAGAAAUUAUUAACACUAGGUGGCAGCAGAGACCUAGUGCAGGUGAGCGGUCAGCCAUCUGAAAUGCAGAUGAGGAUAACGGUUAAUUCAUUCUAGCCUGUCUACGCUCGUUUCUCUAGUUGUGAAAUGAAAGAUCAGCUCACUUGUAAUUCAUUCUGGAUUUGUCAUGAAAUUAUUGAACAAACACAACAUCAGAAAAGCUGUUUCAAAUCCUGCCUCACCUUCAUGGGCAUGAACGUGGCUUACACGUUACUGCUAAAAUCAGAGCUUUAAACAUUAACUUGAAAUUACAUUUAAAAAUGAGAAACAUAGUUAGAAUGCACUUAUAGGUAAGGAAGAUGGGUGUGGUCACAUCAGAUCCAGGAGUUUUGUCAGUAAGGCAGGGGGACAAAGGCAGAACUGAAGUAAGGAAAAUGAGCUGCAACCAGGUACAUGUCUUUCUGUGUAUUUCACCAUUGACCUUCACACCAGCCCUAUCAGGGACACAGCUCAUCUGACAGUUCUGUGAGAAUAAAGCUCAGAGACGUUUGCCCCAGUUCACAGGAAGAACAGCAAAGCCAGGAUUGGAACCCAGCUCUCCUCUAGGUGAGCCUGACUUAUUUUGCUCUAUCACGUUGCCUUAAUGGCAAGAAUGUGUAGCUACCCUGAUGGAUACGGUUCACAGAAAACAUAGUCUUCUAAGAUGGAUCAAAGCCGGAGAGCUGAGAUAGGUAAUUCAUGUGCUGGAUAAUCGCAUCAAAUCCAGAAGAAAAAAAUCUCAGCAAAUGAUGGUCGUAGAUCCAGGCUGAAAAGAUAAGUUUUAUGAAGGGGCCGGGCAUGUUGGCUCACGCAUGUAAUCCUAGCACUUUGGGAGGCUGAGGCAGGCGAAUCACCUGAGGUCAGGAGUUCGAGAUCAGCCUGGCCAGCAUGGUGAAACUUCAUCUCUACUAAAAAUACAAAAAGUAGCUGGGCAUGGUGAUGAACACCCGUAAUCCCAGCUACUCAGGAGGCUGAGGCAGGAGCAUCGCUUGAACCCGGGAGGCAGAGGUUGUAGUGAGUUGAGAUCUCACCACUGCCCUCCACCCUGGAUGACAGAGUGAGACUCCAUCUCAAAAAAAAAAAAAAAGAAGCUUUAUGAAGGAUGGAUGCAGAGUCUCUGGUUGGAAAUAAUUGUAGAAGUGCAGGUUGAGGGCGUUUCUAUGAAAAAGACCCAGAGGUUUUGGCAAACUGCUUGGUAUGAACCAACAAUGUGCAUUUAUGGUCAAAAAAGUCAAUGAAAUCUCCAAGUUCCCCUAAUGGAGAGAGAAAAAUAGCCCAAUUUAUUCCACUUUAUUAGCCCACUUGGGAAUCAUUCUGUUCAAUUCUGGGACAUUGUUAGAGGGACAGAAUUCAAAGGUUGGGCAAGAUGGUGAUGAAUUUGAAAACGAUAUACAAUGGAGAAUCACUGCAAAAUUGGAAGAUUUUCACUGGGUAAAGGGAAGAUAUAAAGAAUAUAUGAAAAACUGACUUUUUUUUUUUUUUUUAAGAGACAGGGUCUCAUUUUAUGCCCAGGCUGGAAUGCAGUGGUGCAAUCACAGCUCACUGUAGCCUUGAACUCCUGGGCUCAAGUGAUCCUCCCAAGUAGCUAGGGCUAUAGGCAUGUGCCACCAUGCCUGGCUAAUUUUUAAUUUUUUUGUAGAGACAGGUUCUCACUUUGUUACCCAGGCUGCUCUCAAACUCCUGGCCUCAGGUAAUCCUCCCACCUUGGCCUCCCAAACUGCCAGGAUUACAGGCAUGAGCCACCAAGCCUGGCCUGAAAAGCUGACUUUUAAUGGCUAAAACUAAAUUAGAUUUAUUCUGUAGUUUCCGAAAUCAAAAGUAGGAUUAAUGGAAUCAAGUUACAAAGAUGUAGAUUUCAGCUCAGUUGAAGUGUAGCAGAAAAAAAGAAAACAAAUCAAUGGAUAGUCCUGACUUUCGGUUAUUAUGGGUAUAACAUAACUCACCUGAGAGUAUUUCUGUUUGGGGCAUUAACCUUAAUGAGUGUCUUUGGCUCUGCAAGGUAAGCUGCCUCUGGUUGCAGUUAGAGGAGGAAGACAAAAAAAAUAAAGUCCAAUUCGACAGCCUGGUAAAGUGGGAAGAAUGUUUGCUUUCCUUGGGGACCUGGAAAGUGCCUGAAAUCCCAGCACUUUGGGAGGCCCAGGUGGGCAGAUCACCUGAGGUCAGGAGUUCAAGACCAGUCUGGUCCAACAUGGAGAAACCCCUUCUCUACUAAAAAUGCAAAAAAAAUUAGCCAGGUGUGGUGGUGCAUGCCUGUAAUCCCAGCUACUCGGGAGGCUGAUGGAAGAGAAUUGCUUAAACCUGGGAGCAGAGGUUGCGGUGAGUCAAGAUCGUGCUGCUGCACUCCAGCCUGGGUGACAAGAGCAAAACCCCGUCUCAAAAAAAAAAAAAGAAGAAGAAGAAACAAAAGCAGCGCUGGGGAAAGUCCAAGUCCCUGGAGGGACUCACAGAGUGAGAAAUUUGCCAAGGUGGGUAAUGGCAAAGUUUCCCAUUCAGUUUGAAAUUAUUUCCUGUUUGGGGCCAUAAUUAUCCUCGACAACCACUAAGUCUUCAGAAAAGUCUGCCAGACUCAGUGACCUUCUAUCAGUGGCGUUUGGUGGGGGGAGUGACAGAAGAGGACUGGAGUCCCUGGUGGGUGGAGGGGCCCGUGAGAAGACGAAGAAUGUGGACACUGAACUGUGGCCAAGGGUGGCAGGCGAGUGACAGCCUGGACGGACUGCUCAAUACGGGGAGCGCUGGAGGAGGCCACCCACAGUCUGCCUUCCUUAGUUCUCAAAGAUAAAGGUGACUUCAGCAGGAUGGAGGAAUUGGGGGUAUCUGGAUUACACUAGGGGAGACUUAAAAUUGUCCAACAAUGAGGUAGUGAGCGCCCUGUCACUGGAAGAGUUCUCUUGGAAACAUCUGUCAAAGCUGUUGUAGAGGGAAUCCUUGCAUUGGUUAAGAGGAUGCACCAAUGAACCAAAAAGGUUCUUAUGAAAGCUGGGCGCAGUGGCUUAUGCGUGUGAUCCUAGCACUUUGGGAGACUAAGGUGAGAGGAUUGCUUGACCCUGGAGCUUGAGAUCAGCCUUGGUAACAUAGGGAGACCCUGUCUCUCCUUUUUUUUUUUUGAGAAGGAGUUUCACUCUCAUUGCCCAGGCUGGAAUGCAAUCGUACCAUCUCGGCUCACUGCAAUCUCUGCCUCCUGGGUUCAAGCAAUUCUCCUGCCUCAGCCUCCCAAGUAGCUGGGAUUACAGGCAUGCGCCACCAUGCCUGGCUAAUUUUUUUUGGGCAGGCUGGUCUCGAACUCCCAACCUCAGGUCAUCCUCCUGCCUUGGCCUCCCAAAGUGCUGGGAUUAUAGGCGUGAGCCACUGCACCAGGCCAGGAGACCUUGUCUCUAGGAAAAGAAAUAUAUAUAUAUAUAUAUAUAUAUAUAUAUAUAUAGCUGGGCAUGGAGGUAAACACCUUUCAUCCCAGCUACUCAGGAGGCUAAGGUGGGAGGAUCGCUUGAGCCCAGGAGGUCAAGGCUGCAGGGAGGCAUGAUCACACCACUGCACUCCAGCCUGGACAACAGAGUGAGACCCUGUCUCAAAAAAAUAAAAUAAAAACUUUAAGAUCCUUAUGAAAGAAGCUGACCACCUUUCCUGAUUCUGUCCUAUCAUUCAAAGGUCGACUUUGGGUUGGCAAAACUUCAUGGUACUCUAUAAAUUAAUAUCUAAAUCACUGGCUAUUUUUAAAAUAAUACUGAUUCUACUUUUCUAUCCAUCCACUUAGGGAGUAUCUGUUCAGUUUGCAGGGACACACUUUUUUUUUUUUUUUUUGAGACAGAGUUUCGCUCUUGUUACCCAGGCUGGAGUGCAAAUGGCACAAUCUCAGCUCACUGCAACGUCCACCUCCUGGGUUCAAGCAAUUCUCCUGCCUCAGCCUCCCGAGUAGCUGGGAUUACAUUACAGGCGUGUGCCACCAUGCCCAGCUAAUUUUCGUAUUUUUAGUAGAGACAGGGUUUCACCAUGUUGACCAGGAUGGUCUCGAUCUCUUGACCUCGUGAUCCACCCACCUCGGCCUGCCAAAGUGCUGGGAUUACAGGCGUGAGCCACCGCGCCCGGCCAUGUUUUUAUAUAUAUAUUAUUGCACUUUAGGUUCUGGGGUACAUGUGAAGAACAUGCAGGAUUGUUGCAUAGGUACAUACAUGGCAAUGUGGUUUGCUGCCUCCAUUCCCCUGUCACCUACAUUUGGCAUUUCUCCCCAUGUUAUCCCUCCCCAACUCCCUACCCCGCACUGUCCCUCCCCUAGUCCCCCCCAGCCACAGACCUCAGUGUGUGAUGCUCCACUCCCUGUGUCCAUGUGUUCUCAUUGUUCAACACCUGCCUAUUAGAGAGAACAUGUGGUGUUUGAUUUUCUGUUCUUGUGUUAGAUUGCUGAGAAUAAUGGUUUCCACGUUCAUCCAGGUCCCUACAAAGGAUACAAACUCUUCGUUUUUGAUGGCUGCGUAGUAUUCCAUGGUGUAUAUGUGCCACAUUUUCUUUAUCCAGUCUCUACUUGAUGGGCAUUUGGGUUUGUUCCAAGUCUUUGCUGUUGUAAACAGUGCUGCAAUGAACAUAUGUGUGCAUAUGUCUUUAUAAUGGAAUGAUUUAUAGUCCUUUGGAUAUAUACCCGAUAAUGGGAUUGCUGGGUCAAAUGGAAUUUCUAUUUCUAGGUCCUUGAGGAAUCACCACACUGUCUUCCACAAUGGUUGAACUAAUUUUACACUCCCACCAACAGUGUAAAAGUGUUCCUAUUUCUCCACAUCCUCUCCAGCAUCUGUUGUCUCCAGAUUUUUUAAUGAUUGCCACUCUAACUGGCAUGAGAUGGUAUCUCAAUGUAGUUUUGAUUUGCAUUUCUCUAAUGACCAGUGAUGAUGAGCAUUUUUUCAUGUGUUUUUUGGCCUCAUAUAUGUCUUCUUUUGAGAAGUGUCUGUUCAUAUCCUUUGCCCACUUUUGAAUAGGUUUGUUUGUUUUUUCUUGUAAAUCUGUUUUAGUUCAUUGUAGAUUCUGGAUAUAAGUCCUUUGUCAGAUGGGCAAAUUGCAAACAUUUUUUCCCAUUCUGUUGGUUGCUGCUUCACUCUAAUCAUUGUUUCUUUUGCUGUGCAGAAACUCUGGAGUUUAAUUAGAUCCCAUUUGUCUAUUUUGGCUUUUGUACCCAGUGCUUUUAGUGUUUUAGUCAUGAAGUCCUUGCCUAUGCCUAUCUCCUGAAUGCUUUUGCCUAGGUUUUCUUCUAGGGUUUUCAUGGUGUUAGGUCUUAUGUUUAAGUCUUUAAUCCAUCUGGAGUUAAUUUUAGUGUAAGGUGUCAGGAUGGGGUCCAGUUUCUGCUUUCUGCACAUGGCUGGCCAGUUUUCCCAACACCAUUUAUUAAACAGCGAAUCCUUUCCCCAUUGCUUGUUUUUGUGAGAUUUGUCAAAGAUCAGAUGGUUGUAGAUGUGUAGAUGUUGCCUCCGAGGCCUCUGUUCUGUUCCAUUGGUCUAUAUCUCUGUUUUGGUACCAGUACCAUGCUGUUUUGAUUACUGUAGCCUUGUAGUAUAGUUUGAAAUCAGGUAGCAUGAUGCCUCCAGCUUUGUUCUUUUUGCUUAGAAUUGACUUGGCUAUGCAGACUCUUUUGGUUCCAUAUGAAGUUCAAAGUGGUUUUUUCUAGUUCUGUGAAGUAGGUCAUUUGUAGCUUGAUGGGGAUAUCAUUAAAUCUAUAAAUUACUUUGGGCAGUAUGGCCAUUUUCAUGAUAUUGAUUCUUCCUAAUCAUGUGCAUGGAAUGUUUCUCCAUCUGUUUGUGUCCUCUCUUAUUUCUUUGAGCAGUGGUUUGUAGUUCUCCUUGAAGAGGUCCUUUACGUUCCUUGUUAGUUGUAUUCCUAGAUAUUUUAUUCUCUUUGUAGCAAUUGUGAAUGGCAGUUCGUUCUUGAUUUGGCUCUCUUUAAGUCUGUUAUUGGUGUAUUGGAAUGCUUGUGAUUUUUGCACAUUGAUUUUGUAUCCUGAGACUUUGCCAAAGUUGCUUAUCAGUUUCAGAUUUUGGGCUGAGAUGAUGGGGUCUUUUAAAUAUACAAUCAUGUCAUCUGCAAAUAGAGACAAUUUGGCUUCCUCCUUUCCUAGUUGAAUACCCUUUAUUUCUUUUUCUUGCCUGAUUGCUCUGGCUAGAACUUCCAUUACUAUAUUGAAUAGGAGUGGAGAGAGAGGGCACCCUUGUCUAGUGCCAGAUUUCAAAGGGAAUGCUUCCAGUUUUGCCCAUUCAGUAUGAUAUUGGCUGUGGUUUUGUCAGAAAUAGCUUUUAUUAUUUUGAGAUAUUUUCCAUCAAUACCUAGUUUAUUGAGAGUUUUUAGCAUAAAGGGCUAUUGAAUUUGGUUGAAGGCCUUCUCUGCAUCUAUUGAAAUAAUCAUGUGGUUUUUGUUUUUGGUUCUGUUUAUGUGGUGAAUUACGUUUAUAGACUUGCGUAUGUUGAACCAGACUUGCAUCCCCAGGAUGAAGCCUACUUGAUUGUGAUGGAUAAGCUUUUUGACUGCUGUUGUAAUUGGCUUGUCAGUAUUUUAUUGAAGAUUUUUGCAUCUAUGUUCAUUAUGAAUAUUGGCCUGAAGUUUCUUUUGUUGUUGAGUCUCUGCCAGGUUUUGGUAUCAGGAUGAUGUUGGUUUCAUAAAAUGAUUUGGGAAGGAUUCCCUCUUUUUGGAUUGUUUGGAAUAGUUUCAGAGGGAGUGGUACCAGCUUCUCUUUGUAUGUAUGGAAGAAUUCAGGUGUGAACCCAUCUGGACCUGGGCUUUUUGUGGUUGGUAGGCUAUUAAUUGCUGCCUCAAUUUCAGAUCUUGUUACUGGUCUAUUCAGGGUUUUGACUUCUUCCUGGUUUAGGUUUGGGAGGGUGCAAGUGUCCAGGAAUUUAUCCAUUUCUUCCAGGUUUACUGGUUUAUGUGCAUAGAGUUGUUUGUAGUAAUAUCUGAUGGUGGUUUGUAUUUCUGUGGAAUCUGUGGUGAUAUCCCCUUUAUCGUUUUUCAUUGCAUCUAUUUGAUUCUUCUCUCUUUUCUUUAUUAUGAAUCUGGCUAGUGUCUAUUUUGUUGAUCUUUUCAAAAAACCAGCUCCUGGAUUUAUUGAUUUUUUUGAAGGGCUUUUUAUGUCUCUGUCUCCUUCAGUUCUGCUCUGAUCUUAGUUAUUUCUUGUCUUCUGCUAGCUUUUGAGUUUUUUUGAUCUUGCUCCUCUAGCUCUUUCCAUUUUGACAGUAGGGUGUCGAUUUUAGAUCUUUCCUUGCUUCUCAUGUGGGCAUUUAUUGCUAUAAAUUUUCCUGUAGACACUGCCUUACAUGUGCCCCAGAGAUUCUGGUACAUUGUGUCUUUGUUCUCGUUGGUUUUGAAGAACAUCUUAAUUUCUGUCUUCAUUUCAUUGUUUAUCCAGUCAGCAUUAAAGAGCCAAUUGUUCAGUUUCCAUGAAGCUGUGCGGUUGUGAGUUAGUUUCUGAAUUCUGAGUUCUAACUUGAUUGCACUGUGGUCUGAGAGACUGUUUGUUAUGAUUUCCGUUCUUUUGCAUUUGGUGAGGAGCAAUUUCCAAUUAGGUGGUCAAUUUUAGAGUAGGUGUGAUGUGGUGCUGAGAAGAAUGUAUAUUCUGUGGAUUUGGGGUGGAGAGUUCUGUAAAUGUCUAUUAGGUUUGCUUGGUCCAGGUCUGAGUUCAAGUCCUGGAUUUCCUUGUUAAUUUUCUGUCUUUUUGAUCUAAUAUUGACAGUGGAGUGUUCAAGUCUCCCACUAUUAUUGUGUGGGAGUCUAAGUCUCUUUGUAAGCCAUUAAGAACUUGCUUUAUGUAUCUGGGUGCUCCUGUAUUGGGUGCAUAUAUAUUUAGGAUCUUUAGCUCUUCUCAUUGCAUUGAUCCUUUUACCAUUAUGUAAUAUCCUUCUUUGUCUCUUUUGAUCUUUGUUGGUUUGAAGUCUAUUUUAUCAGAGACUAGGAUUACAACUUCUGCUUUUUUUUGCUCUCCCAUUUGCUUGGUAAAUCUUCCUCCAUCCCUUUAUUUUGAGCCUAUGUGUAUUCUUGCAUGUGAGAUGGGUUUCCUGAAUAUGGCACACCAGUGGGUUUUGACAUUUUAUCCAAUUUGCCAGUCUGUGUCUUUUGAUUGGGGCAUUUAGCCCAUUUACAUUUAAGAUUAAUAAUGUUAUGUGUUAAUUUGAUCCUGCCAUUUUGAUGCUAGCUGGUUGUUUUGCCCGUUAGUUGAUGCAGUUUAUUCAUUGUGUCGAUGCUCUUUACCAUUUGGUACGUUUUUGGAGUGGCUGGUCCUGGUUGUUCCUUUCUGUGUUUAGUGCUUAUUUCAGGAGCUCUUGUAUGGCACGCCUGGUGGUGAUGAAAUCUCUGAGCAAUUGCUUGUUCGUGAAGAAUUUUAUUUCUCCUUUGCUUAUGAAGCUUAGUUUGGCUGGAUAUGAAAUUCUAGGUUGAAAGUUCUUUUCUUUAAGGAUGUUGAAUAUUGGCCCUCACUCUCUUCUGGCUUGUAGGGUUUCUGCUGAGAGAUCCACUGAGUCUGAUGUGCUUCCCUUUGUGGGUAACCCAACCUUUCUCUCUGACUGCCCUUAGCAUUUUUUCCUUCAUUUCAACCCUGGUGAAUCUGAUGAUUAUGGGACACACUUGUUAAUUAGACAUGAUUCCUGCUCUUUUAUGAAACAUUUUCAUAUGUACCAUCUUAUUAGAACAAAUUUUCUGGAUGAGGAAUUUGGAGCAGUGGGAAUAGCAGCUGUGAAUCUGGAGACCUUUGUUCUCACUCCAGCUCUGCUGUGUGACUGAGAGAAGACACACAACCUCUGUCAAUCUCCAGUUACUCAUCUGUAAAAUAAAGAUGCAGAACCAUUCCAGGUGUUGCAAACUCCAAAGCCUGCGGGGCUCAGGCAUGAAACAUAAGCACAUGAAGCAAGCAGGUGUUAUGAUCUGUUUCAUAACCACAUUAAGUAGAAUUCACUAGGCCGUCGCCUUGCAUGUCAAGCAUUGCACGAUUCUUCUCUUCCAUAGGGAAUUGUAUUCUCUACAGACAGAAAGAGGGGAACCACGGACACGGGCCUACUUGAGAGUGGACAAUAGGAGAAAGGAGAGGUUCAGGGAAAAAAAAACCCAACUAUUGGGUACUUAGUACGUGGGUGACAAAAUAAUAUGUACACCCAACCCCCAAGUCACGAGUUUACCUAAAUAGCAAACCUGUACAUGUAGCCCUGAACCUGAAAUAAAAUACACAACUAACAUAUAUAAUAAAACUAAUAUAUAUAAUAAAAAGUAUAUAUGUAGAAUUAUGUUCCAUCCCAUAUUUCUUAAAAUGCUCAGCCUUCUAGAUCUUUCAUUUAUUUAUCCACAUUGAUGGAGACACAGUGUAAAGGGUUUUAGUGGCACACAACAGUCUCCACUAUGGCUACUUUAAACAGGAAAGAGAUUUAUGAAAGAGAUACUGAGCCAGGCGUGGUGGCUCACGCCUGGCUUUGGGAGGUCGAGGUGGGUUGAUUACUUGAGGUCAGGAGUUCGACACCAGCCUGGCCAACAUGGUGAAACCUCAUCUCUACUAAAAAUAAAAAUAAAAAUAAAUUAGCCAGGUGUAGUAGUGUGUGCCUGUAAUCCCAGCUACUUGGAAGGCUGAUGCAGGAGAAUUGCUUGAACGUGGGAGGUGGAGGUUGUAUUGAGUCAAGAUCAUGCCACUGUACUUCAGCCUGGAGGACACAGCAAGACUCUAUCUCCAAAAAAAAAAAAAAAAGAGAGUUACUGAGUAAUUCACAGAAAUUCCAGGAAGGCUGGAAAGCCAGGCUUGAAGGCUAUGGCAGCCAGUGUGGGGACUGUCAGAAAAAAUACAGGACCCUCACGGAAAUCUGGAUGUCAUUUGGAACAUACUUAUUUGUUAUUAACCUGAAGUUCAAAUUUAAAUGGACAGCUGGUAUUUUUAUUUGCACAGUCUGGCCACCUUAGCCAAAAGUUAUGCCUAAAUGACACUCUGAGAUGAUUCUAUGUGCUGACACCAGCGAUGCUACCCAGCCCUGACUCUGAGCAGGGGAUGCCCCCCACCAGGUCUCUGCCAGCUCUGAUUCUGAAAACCUGCUGUCCCACCCUGAACCUGUUCCUCAUGGGUCCCCCUUUAUAUCAUGUCUCCAAUUCGAGGUCUUGAAAAGAAGCCCAAUAGUCAAUCAAUCAAAGGAAGGAGGCCCAUUCUCACCAGUAAUCAGGGAAAUGCAAGUUAACUCAAAAGACAGUAUUGGUGAGUCAGUGGGUGGUAAUUAAGAGCCUGGACCUUGUGGCCGGACAGUGUAGAUUUGCAUCUUGGCUUGGUGGUGUAUUUGGUGCUGUGGCUCAGUUUCCUCCUCUGUAAAGUGUGGGUAAUAGUCUUAUCUCAACGCCAUUUGAAGAAUGUGUUUCUAAAUUUCUGAUAUGCUUUGAAGUUGUUUUUUUUUUUUUGUUUUUUUUUGUUUUGAGAUGGAGUUUCACUCUUGUUGCCCAGGCUGGACUGUAAUGGUUCCAUCUCAGGGCAUUGCAACCUCCAUCUCCUGGGUUCAAGUGAUUUUCCUGCCUCAGUCUCCCAAGUAGCUGGGAUUACAGGCAUGCAUCACCACACCUGGCUAAUUUUGGAUUUUUAGUAGAGACGGGGUUUCUCCAUGUUGGUCAGGCUGGUCUCCAUCUUUCGACCUUGGGUGAUCCACCUGCUUCAGCCUCCCAAAGUGCUGGGAUUACAGGCGUGAGCCACCACACCCGGCUGCUUUGAAGUUUUUUAUGCUCUGGCAUCGAGGGCUUCCUGCUCUCUUGACAGGGUCUCCUGGAAAGAAUGUGACAUUUCUGCCCCUUAACACUCAGCCUCCCCACCAUGAUUUACUUUGGAAACCAUUUUACAAAGUAAACCAUUUACUUUGGACUCCAUUCAUCGUGGCCUGUAUCCUUGUCUGUGCCGUCAGGGCAAGUUUAGAAAUGUGUUUCAUUCAGCCAGGCCGUCAAGGCCAACACCAACAGUGAUAAAAGUCAUGUCAGUAACAUGAUGAUAGUCGGUAGGAUGCAAUGAACAAGGCACUUUGCCUCUGUGGCCAUCCUCCUCUAAACCCCAAACCUCGGGCUAGGAUCGUGAGAAAGAAAUGGAGAGAAAGAAAUCCCAUCUGGGGGGCAGCCUACAAAAUGCUUAACUGAUACUCCUCAAAACUGUCAAGAUCAUCAAAACCAAGGAAAUCUGAGAAACUGUUAACAGCCAUGAGGAACCUAUGGAGUGAGAGAAGACAACUAAAUAUCAUGUGCGAUCCCGGAUGAGACCCUGGAAGAGAAAAGGACAUUAGAUGAAAACUAAAGAAAUCUGAGUGCAGUGCGGCCCUUAGUAAUAAUGUCCCUCUGUUGGUUCACUCAUGAUGACUAAUGUGCCAUGCUAAUGUAAGAUAUUAAUAAAUAGGGCAAACUGGUCAUGGAAUAUAGGAACCCUGUACAUCUGUGCAAUUUUGUUGUAAAUCUAAAAAUUUUAUAAAAUAAAAACAUUAUCGGUA
Messenger RNA from Callithrix jacchus (white-tufted-ear marmoset), 23823 nucleotides. It is a transcript of the gene WDR59, whose product is annotated as WD repeat domain 59. Gene Ontology annotation, biological process: positive regulation of TORC1 signaling; cellular response to amino acid starvation. Lineage: Eukaryota; Metazoa; Chordata; Mammalia; Primates; Cebidae. Gene Ontology annotation, cellular component: vacuolar membrane; Seh1-associated complex. Gene Ontology annotation, molecular function: signaling adaptor activity; protein binding. The record is from RefSeq and is a predicted model, not a curated record.